Molecule: messenger RNA, 4298 nt
Organism: Tyto alba (common barn owl)
Lineage: Eukaryota; Metazoa; Chordata; Aves; Strigiformes; Tytonidae
Exons: 2
Coding region: 53-1861 (602 amino acids)
Cellular component (GO): cytoplasm
Source: RefSeq, a predicted model, not a curated record
CCGGGCGGGGUCAGCACCCGCGGGCGGGCGGCCCGGCCGGUCUGGCGCCGCCAUGAAGGAGCCGGCGGCGGCCGAGGAGGAGGUGGUGAUGCGGGAUUACCUCGCCUACUACGCGUCCCGCGGGGCGGAGGGGGAGCUGGCGGUGUGCGAGGAGCCCUCCCUGAAGGCGAGGGCUCGACGACUGCUCGGCCCGCGGCGGCGCGGCGCCCUGGACGUGUGCGUCGUGGCGGAGCGGUGCCGGAGAGCCCGGGGCAAGCGGGGCGGCGGCGUCCUCCGCGACCUGCUCAAGGCACUGGAGGUGCUGGAGCUGCUCUGCGUCAACCUGCUCCUCUUCCCGUGGCGGAAGGAGAUCAGGUCGCUGAAGACAUUCACCGGUAAUUUUGUCUACUAUAUUCAAUCUGUGCUCCCAGAUGACAUUGUAAAAACAGUACUGGAGAAAAUAGGUUACAUUGCAACAACAGCAACAGAGUUUUCACUUGUCAGAAAGAGAAACAAUGAGGAAACAAAGCAGACUGCAUUUGAAAUAUUCCUGGCAAGAAUUGAAUGUGAAACCAUCCUUGAAAUGACAAAUGAAGAAAAACAUGGUGAUUUGGAGAAGACCCUACAGAACAGAACACAAAUGCACUGGCAUCAUGGAGAUAAGGACAGAGAGGAUCAGACACUCCAGAGAGAAGAUGCUGAAAAUCUAGAAAAUAAAGAAAACAGUGAGACAUCUUUGUGCCUUGCUACUCAACAGAAAUCUUCAACUAAUAGUGAUAUAUCCUUUGAAGCUGCUGGGAGUCUGCAGAUCAAAGAUGACACGCCUCAGUUAGCAGUUACUCAAUCCACUAACAGGCUUCAGGAACACAAAAGGCAAGUCAUUAACACCGUACAUUUUCCGGGCAAAUGCUCAGACAGUGAGGACUUCUUGAUCAAAUAUAGUGACAUUGUCAUAAGACAAACACCUAUUUUCAGUGAGAAUCUUUCUCCAAAAGCUUUUGAAAAAAAGCCAAGAGCCGGUCUAAGCGAAGAAUGUGUUUUGGCAGUCACUGCAGAGUCAACUGCAAAUGAGAUCAGGCCUGUGCCACUCUCACCAGGAGCAAGUGGUCCGCCAGCCUUUGCAAUAUUUGCUGACAGCUCUUGUGACAGCAAAAACACUUUGGAGUACGAAGCUCAAGAAGCCCCUGAAGAAUCAAUUGAAGCAGAAAUUAACGAUGCCAUAAAUUGCAUAGACCUGGACCCUGCAGAUGAACCCAAUGAGCUGAAGUCCCUGCAAUACAAGGAUAUUACAUCUGUCCAAAAUUGCAGUGUCCCAAGGGAAGAGGAAGUUUGUGAGCUGUCUUUAACCUUCGCAAAACCACAAGUCAAGGACACUCAGGAAGACCUUAGGUAUCCAGUAGAGGAAACUGGUCAACCUGAGUCAGUAUCAUAUGCAAGCACAAGUGACAGGCAUGUAAGAGAAUUUAAUCAUUCCAAAAUAAAACAUACGUAUCUGACUAAUGCUCAGAUACAGAACAGAGCAGCUGCACAUACUGAGCAAUCUUCAGAUCUACGCUGUACUACUGGGAGCAUGGAGGAUCCCACUACUGGUUCUGAUAGCAAAAGACUAUUAAUGGAUACUCCUAAUACUUCCGAGUGCUUCAGACACAUCAGAGAGCCUCCUAAUCUCACCUACAUUCCACCACAAAGUAUUGAUGUUCAGUCUUCACGCAUAAGAAGGACCAGCACACAGGGCAGGAGGAACCUCUUGCCAUCUGAACAUGACGCUCCUGAAUCCAGUGAAGUAAAUCUGGAGGACUAUAAUUCAAAAGUAAAUGAAAUUCAGGAGCCUUAUGUCAUUAUUGACAAAACUGACCAAGGAACGUUAUGCCAUCACACUUGAUUCCACCAGUGCUUUAUUUGUAACCUGCCUGGAAUUUUUCCUCUCACUUGUGGCCUUCAUGAUCUUUUCAACGUGAUGAUUAGCUUUGAUAAAACAGUUUAAAAAAAAACCAAAACCACAACAAAACCAAAAAACACCACUGCUUUUGGACAAUAAAAAAGGGAAGUAGUUGUACAAAUUAUUAAUGGCCCCUUCUCAUCAGGAACCUUUGGCACUGAAGCCUGAAUGGUCACCUUUCUAAAGUAUGGGCAACUUCCAUAAAUUUAAAUCCAUUUAAUUCUUUAGCCAGAUUCCUCCUCCUGGCUGUACUUUAUGCCAGACAGGUUUCCUCAGUUCAGCAUGCUUUUACUUUUUUCCCUUUUUGCUUUACAGACCUAUUCCUGGUGCAUUCCUUCAAAUAUAGCAUGCUGUGCAAUAAUUAAAACAGGCAAAUGUUUCUAAACCAGAAGACCCAACUUUAUAGGUUUACAAAUGCUAUACUGGAGUGUACUUCUGUCAACUCAAUACAUUUCUAUGAAGCUGUGCUCUGAGCUAAGCUUGUUCCUGUUUUCAGUUGAAAAUAAGUUCAGAAAGUAUGAUAACAUUCCUUUAAAGAAGGAAAUAGCCCUGUGAACACCCUGGGUUUUAUAGAGGCAAUAUCCCCUAUUACAGGUCUUAUACCUGUCUCUACUUGUUACCAAAAUUUUUUGUGGCUGCCACCACAAAUUAAAAGAGAAGUGCUGAGCAUUGUAACUGUUCACUGGGACUAGAAGAGGGAGAUCCAACUACUGCUGCCAUUUCCCUUGCCCCUGUUUCUGUCACUUAACUUGGCACCAACUCAAGUUCACGGGACUUUUCUGCAGGCCAGUUCAUCUCACUAAAACGAAGGGAAGCAACUGUCAUUCUCUGCCACUUUAGUGGCAGGGAAAAAAAAAAUCAGACCAGAGAAGGGUGCCAGUGAGCAUUAGAGCCAGGAUAAGGGAUAUCCUGUAGGUGGGAGUGCUGUGUGAAAAGCAUUGUGCUGAGAAAGGGAGCAGUAGUGUUAGAUCAGGCCAGCUGUAAGCUGGAGUCCCAGCACUGAGAACCUCUGUCAUACACGUUUAAUUACAUUGAGAAAAGCACAGAGUUACUGGUACUGUAUUUCAGCAUAAUCCUCUUGCUGAGAGAGACAGUUUAGUUUAAUACUGCUUCAGGUAACUUUUGCAGUAGCACUUCAAUGCUAAGAAUGUUUUGUUGUUUCAUGUAUAGUUAAAAUAUUAGCUGAAAAUAAUUUAGUAAAAAUUGCUUAUUAUUACUUUCAUCCCCCCAAAAUUCAAAGAAGAGUAUGUGGGUUACACUAGAAAAACCUCAGGAGCUAAAAUGUGAAGAUCUGCUUCUUGAACAACUAAUUGUCCCCCAAUUCCAGCAAUGUAGGAGGAAUAAAACUUUGACGAAGUAACACCAAGUGACAGGAGUGCCUUCAGCUUUGGGUGGGGUUGGGAGAAACGUAUUAUGAACAUCCAUGCACAAAUUAAUACUUCUGUACUGGGUCUGGCUAGGAUUGGGAGAACUUCCUUAAUAGCAGCCCCUGUGGUAGUGUGUUUGGGAUUUGUGGGUAAAAUUGUUGAUAAUAGACCAGUGUGUUGGCUAUUGCUGAGCAGUGCUUGCACAAUGUCACAGCUUUUUCAACUCUACCCACCAACACACUCCCCAGUGAGUAACUAGAAGAGGAUACAGCUGGGUCAGCUGGCCUGAAAUGGCCAAAGGAAUAUCCCAUACCCUGUAACAUCCUGCUCAGCAGUAAAACUGGGGUAGCAGAAGGAGGUAGGGAUUUUGUCUACCAAGGUGGCUGUUGCUCAGGGACUGGCUGGACAUUGCUUUGCUUAUGGGAGAGGGUGAGUUACUGCCACUGCAUCACUUGGGGUUUUUUUUCCCCCUCCUCUUCACUUAUUAAACCUUUAUCUCAAUCUAAAGGCAGUCUUGAUUUUGCUCUUCCUCUUCUCCUCUGUCCUGCUGGGGAAGUGGGAAGCAAGUAGCUGUGUAGGUGCUUAACUGCUGUCUGGAUCAACCCUCCCCCAAAAUCCUUGCUCUUCUUUCAUGUACCUGUCUGUCCUUCCUAACCAUUUUGGUUUUUAUAAGCUUUAUUUUCCCCCUGUGGGGGUUAUUAAAAUUAUGUGGCUUAAAUCUCAUCUUGUGUAUUAUUCAGGAACUGAAAUUUAAAACUGCAAAAACCCCUUCUUGUCACAAAUGAAGGUGUCUCAUAAGUAUUUAGAUGACCAGUGGUACCUAACUUCCCAUUUUUACCUUUCCUGUAGCCAUACAAGGGCAAGUAUUUAACAGCACCUUACACAUGAAAAGGCAAUACAAAAGGAAACGGAAGACUACCACUUGAAAAGACACCAUUUUGGGCACCAAACUCCAUUAAUGUCAUGCUGCUGGCCUUCAUUAAACUUGUUCUAUUAACCUCUAUUGCAAGAAA